AUGGGAGCUAACCCAUUCCUGAUGUACAUGACAACAGGGGGAGAUAAUGAACAUGUGUCUAAUGCAACACUCAACGUUAGCGGAAAUAUUACCAGCAGCGAUGACAUGGGAAUUGCUAGCAACAGUGACAACUAUGAGUCUUACAUCCUCUACAAUAUAACAUUCUACAUGUCCGAGUACCUGUGGCUGGUAAUGGUGUUUGGUGUGCCUGGCAAUGUGGCCAGCAUAUUCACCAUCAUGUCCAUGUCAACAGUUUCCUCUUCAAAGGCGCAUGUGGCAAUCUUAGCACUGACGGAUACAGUCGCUAUCGUCGUCAAAGUUUUUUACUGGCAAAUCUCAGGCCUUAAAAUUCAACUGACGGUGCCCGGCUGUGCCUUUGUCAUGUUCAUCCAACAGUUCUCUACUUGUUACGCCAACUGGGUAGUUGUGGCUAUGACCACAGAACGAUUCCUGGCCGUGUGGUUCCCGCUUCGCGUUGGAAGGAUCUACACACGUCGCAAGGCAUUCAUUGUCCUGGCCUGUUUGGCUAUUACCACAUCAGCAGUCUAUCUUUUCUUUUUCUGGUCUUGGACUGAGCAACACGAUCCGGAAUAUGGUUACUGGUGUGAUAUGAAGCCAGAAUUCCAUACAUUUCUUCUAACGUUUUAUUGGGUCGAGGGAUUUUACUCCGCUGUACUUCCGUGUUUAUUCAUUCUUAUUGGAAACGUGCUAAUCAUUACCAACAUCAAACGGGCCAGGAAAGCGCAGAGGCAUUUGACGAAUGCUUUUGACCAAGGAGGACGCAAAUCUCGGGAUCAGCGGCAGAUAACUGUGAUGUUAAUCGUGGUCAGCGUUGUGUUCCUAGUGCUCAACUUACCAACUGCGGUAUUUUAUUUCGCUAAGAAGUGGUGGACUUUUGAGAAGCCCUCGUAUGAGCAUGUUAAGAAUAUUUUUACAGCCAGAUUUAUUCACAUGCUUGCUGACGCUAAUCACGCCGUGAAUUUUUAUUUGUAUUUCCUCAGGUGA
This is a messenger RNA of Candidula unifasciata, 1005 nucleotides long. Lineage: Eukaryota; Metazoa; Mollusca; Gastropoda; Stylommatophora; Geomitridae. The record is from the annotation of a GenBank genome assembly.